Tripterygium wilfordii is the source of this 1555-nucleotide messenger RNA. RefSeq names its product V-type proton ATPase subunit C. The coding region runs from base 177 to 1304 and encodes 375 amino acids. Gene Ontology annotation, biological process: proton transmembrane transport. Gene Ontology annotation, cellular component: vacuolar proton-transporting V-type ATPase, V1 domain. The record is from RefSeq and is a predicted model, not a curated record. NCBI's taxonomy places the organism in Eukaryota, Viridiplantae, Streptophyta, Magnoliopsida, Celastrales, Celastraceae. Gene Ontology annotation, molecular function: proton-transporting ATPase activity, rotational mechanism. The transcript has 11 exons.
UCUCAUUUUUAACUGCACUCGAGACGGCGACGUUCGUCGGUCUAACUUUUCACUUGGACAAACCGAAAUCGACCGGGAAGAGCCUCAGAAUAAGCUUCAUCCUCUCACUUCUGACUGCGAGACAUCUCUCUCUCUUUUCCCUCCCUCCCUCUCCGAAAAAGGGAAGCUUACUUUCAAUGGCGUCGAGGUACUGGGUGGUUUCUCUUCCGGUUAAAGGCUCCGCGUCUUCACUAUGGAAUCGUCUACAGGAUCAGAUCUCCAAACACUCGUUCGAUACUCCUGUUUAUAGAUUCAAUAUUCCAAACCUCCGUGUUGGAACCCUAGAUUCUCUCCUCGCUCUCAGUGAUGAUCUCUUGAAGUCGAAUAGUUUUGUCGAAGGAGUUUCACACAAGAUCAGGAGACAGAUCGAGGAGUUGGAGAGGGUUUCGGGCAUCGAGAGCAGUGCUCUAACUGUUGAUGGUGUGCCUAUUGAUUCCUAUCUCACUAGAUUCGUGUGGGAUGAAGCGAAAUAUCCAACAAUGUCUCCAUUAAAGGAGAUCGUGGAUAACAUUCAUGGUCUAGUGGCAAAGAUUGAGGAUGACCUCAAGGUUCGAGUAGCUGAAUAUAACAAUGUGCGCAGUCAGCUAAAUGCUAUAAACAGAAAACAAAGUGGAAGCUUAGCCGUCCGUGAUCUUUCCAAUUUAGUGAAACCAGAUGAUAUCAUUACAUCAGAGCAUCUUGUCACCCUUCUUGCAGUUGUUCCCAAGUACUCGCAGAAGGACUGGCUGUCAAGCUACGAAACAUUGACUAACUAUGUGGUUCCCAGGUCCUCUAAGAAGUUGUACGAGGAUAAUGAAUAUGCCCUUUAUACUGUAACAUUAUUUCAUCGAGUUGCAGACAAUUUCAGAACAAAUGCUCGUGAAAAGGGUUUCCAAAUUCGGGAUUUUGAAUAUAGUCCUGAGGCACAAGACAGCAGGAAGCAAGAGUUGGACAAGUUGAUGGAAGACCAGGAAAGUUUGAGAAACUCUCUUCUGCAAUGGUGUUAUACCAGUUAUGGGGAGGUCUUUUCCUCUUGGAUGCACUUCUGCGCUGUUCGUGUUUUUGCAGAGAGCAUUCUUAGAUACGGAUUGCCCCCAUCUUUCUUGGCUUGUGUUCUAUCUCCAUCUAACAAAAGUGAGAAGAAAGUACGAUCAAUUCUUGAAGGUUUGUGUGACGCUGCAAACAGUGUGUACUGGAAAUCCGAAGAGGAAAUUGGAGGCAUGGCAGGUCUAGCUGGUGAGGCAGACGCUCAUCCCUAUGUCUCCUUCACGAUCAAUAUUGUUUGAUCAAUAGUCUUAUUCCUUUGUUUACUGAAAAUUCUUAGUCCCGUGAUUUAAUCUGAUGGCAAUAAAUGAACGGGAAACGAAGGUAAUGUAUAUUAUAAUUUAUGGCUCGAUUCUUUGGUUAUUUGUAAUCAGCCUUGGGAGAUCCAGGAAGGUUUUGGUGGGUUAUGAGUGUUGCAUUUGGAAUGCACUUGAUGAACUACUUAAUUAUUCGACCAUACUCUUGAUGCGAUCUGCAGAACAGUUUUUUUUUU